ACAGUACUAUAUAUUGUUGGUUGUUUAUUUACGUUUAGUAUGUAAUUAUUAUUAUUAUUAUUAUUAUUAUUAUAAGGCAAUUUAUGCUUUUUUAUAAGAUACUACAUUAAAAGAAAAAAAAACAUCAAAAACCUUAUGAAAUUGAUAAUAAACUUGUAAAUUAAUGUUUUUAGAUUUUCAUCAAUGUUUGAAAUGAAUGAAUUAAUUGAACCACGCAUUAAAGACAUUGAAACAUCAGUUAUAUCUGAUGAAGAACGCGAAUUAUCCCAACAUGCGUUGUCAGGUUUUCAAAAAGGUUCUUAUGUAUCAUGCUUGAUGUAUUUAAACAAAUUAGAAAUUUUAAGACCAAAGGAUUUGAAAGUCAUUCAUAAUAAAAUAGUAGCUGAAUAUUUUAAGAGUAAUUUGAAACAAACUGAAAUCUUUAAAAAAAAUCUAAAUACAAUAUGUGGUCAACUAUGGGGUGUAGAUUCAAUGGAUACUGUCGAUGAUGUUGAAAAAUGCGUUAUGAGGUAUAAUCAAGCAAUUUUAUUGUACCAUACAAGGCAAUAUAAAGCUGCACUUCAAUUAAUGAUUAGAUUAUUUUCAUUAAUUGAGCCAUUAGUUUCAGAAGAAAGUCUAGCGCAGAAAGUGUGUUUACUUCUGAUUGAAUUAUAUAUUGCAACAGGACAACCAGAUGCUGCUUUAACUUUAGUUAAUUAUAUUGAAAGACAAUUUACAGUUUCCGAUUUAUCAAAAGUUACUUUAACAGAUAAAGAGGAAUUUGUGAAAACUUCAAGGGAAUUGAAGGAGACAAAAAAAGAUAGUUCUGAAAUUGCAAUCGAUGCUUUUCGAAUAAAAUUAAUGAAAUGUAAAAUAAGAAUAUAUCUUAUUACAAAUCAGUUGAAAUUGUGUAAAAAGGAAUGGAAAAAUUUUGGAAAUAUGGGAACAACUAUGAAUGUUUGCAGUAUUUUUUUGGCUGCUAAUUUAGAAUAUCUAAGAGGAAAAUGUGCCAAAGCAAUGAUGCUUUUAAACGCAUUAACGCCAGAACAACGACAGUUCAAGGAUUAUGGAGAAUCAGCUGCUGUUUUAUAUUACAACAAUAUGGCUUGUAUACAUUAUUCAUUGGAUAAACCAAAUUUAGCUUGUUUUUAUUUAUACAAAGCAUUAGAAGAAAAUGAGAAAGCUGUAAAAAAUUUACAAAUUGAUGAUAAAGAACCUUUAUCAUCUCCACCUCUUUACACACUGGGAGUGAACAAAUAUUCUGAAUUACAAUAUAACUUAGGAAUAUGUUAUCUAAUUUCUGGAAAUUGUAUGAAGGCAUUUGAUUGUUUUAUUAAGGCUGUAUCUAAAUUACAAAAUAGUCCUAAACUAUGGUUGAGGUUGGCUGAAUGUUGUAUAUUUAAUCAUAAUCCUACAAAUGGAUCAAACUUUAAUAUUAUGAAACGUCGUCAAGAUUUAGUUCAAAAAGUAGUAAUCUCAGGAGCCUAUAAGAAAAUUGUUUUAACAUCAUCAUUAUCCAAUUAUACCAAUUAUCAUAGUAAAAGUUUAUCUUACGGAAUACCUCAACCUUCUUUAGAAUUUGGAAUGUUAUGUUUGAAAAAUGCCUUGCAUCUAUUACCAAUUGACAUGGAAACGCUUCCUGCUAAUGUAACAGGUCAGCACAAUUUGCAAUCUUCAAAUACAACAAUAAUUGAAACUUUAAAUUUAAAAAUAAGUAUUUUGGCUGCCAGUUCUUAUACUGCAUUGUGCCUUGGAGAUUUUACAACAGCUUUAAAACAUGCUAAAAAUCUUUUAGCAAUUAACAAUCUACCAGGUGCAUACAUGAUGUUAGGAAAAUUAUAUGCUGCAGAAAGUCUUAUUCUUUUAGAUCGAAUCAAUGAAGCUAUUGAUUAUUUAAAACCAGACACACUGUUGGAUCUUGACAUAUCUGUUACAUCUGCUGACUCUUUGGACGCUGAUAAAGAGAAAGCAGAAGAAAUUGACAGAAAAGCAAACAAAUCUUGGUAUCCAACUAAUUUACUUACUGGAAAAACUGUACUACUUUAUAACAUGGCUGUGGCGUAUGCAAUUCGUGGACAACUUGAUAAAUCAGCGGAUAUUAUAGGACAGUUAUGGAAAUCUAAAAAUACAGAAUAUGAAGUUCCAAUUCAUGUGAUUAUGUUGGCAUUGUACAUCGAACUACAUUUAGGUAGAACUGAUAAAUGGCGUUCAAUUAUUCGAAGAAAUUAUCCUCAAUAUUUUAUUUAAUUUAUUUUAUAAAUUUUAUGAUAUUAAAAAUAAAGCAAUAAUUUUUGUAA
Leptopilina boulardi is the source of this 2276-nucleotide messenger RNA. RefSeq names its product CCR4-NOT transcription complex subunit 10 (gene Not10). NCBI's taxonomy places the organism in Eukaryota, Metazoa, Arthropoda, Insecta, Hymenoptera, Figitidae. Gene Ontology annotation, cellular component: CCR4-NOT complex. Gene Ontology annotation, molecular function: protein binding. The record is from RefSeq and is a predicted model, not a curated record. The transcript has 11 exons. The coding region runs from base 184 to 2226 and encodes 680 amino acids. Gene Ontology annotation, biological process: negative regulation of translation; mRNA catabolic process.